UAAGCCUCUGACUUCUUCCCUCUGUACAAAUAUCAUAUUUUCUCUCCGGCCUACUGCAGGUUAAAAACAGGCUUAGCAAGAACACACACACAAAAAUUCCCUGGGCGUGUAGUCAUUAACCUACAUUGCAGAAGAGAUAUUCCUCCAGUGCAGCCUGGUCAUACAGACUCCACCUGCCUGCAAGACACAGGCACACCUCUCCAACUUGUAACCGAGAAUCCAGUCAGCUAGAAGGAAGUAAUCACAGUGAUAGCGCUUUCUUAUAACCCUCAUAUACAGAUGCUGCUUUGGAGAAUUGGAGAUCAAGGCCAAGAGCUAGAAGUUGAAGGACCUUCCUGCCAAAAAGAGAUCAUUUAUGAACUGGACAAUAUAUAUUUUCUCAGAUGAUUUCAGAUUAGUGUAUGUUAAAAUCCAUGAAGCAUAAUGAAGGAUGGCAGUGAUGCUACUGCUGUAUGCAACAGUGGUGGAAAGACUGAGACCGUUCUGCAUGUACCAUCUAGUAUGGACAAUGUCUGCUUAAGAGAUGAGCCUAUAACGUCCCAAUGUCCAUAUGAUGAUGUUAAUACGGAUAAACUAUUGCCGGAGUCCACUAGCACAUGGGGAGACUUCGAAAGUUUUAAUGAAUUUACUCCGCAAUCGGAACAAUUUUACUAUGCAGAUGAAUCAUUCUGUUUGGACUCUUUUGACACUAUGACUUUAACUGGAGAGGACUACACUGAGACAACAGAUGGCCAAGCCAAAUGGGAUGCCUUUAACCUGGAAAAUGUGCUGCAGAGUACAGAGGGGUGUGAAUCUAUAUUUAAAAUGAGCUUUCCAGCUAUGCCUGUGUCAGAGACAAGUGAGGAUGUGACAAACCUGUCUACGCUGAUGACAUCAUCUAAUGAAGAACACCUAUGCAAACUAAUAAGGACUCGUUUAUGGCUGGAUUGUGACCAUUCACAGCAAGGUGGAGAUAUCUUACCUGUAAAAUCUGGAUGGGACUGGCCUAAUUCCAAAGGAUGCAGAGAUCUCAGAUUGCUGCUUGGAACUGGUGCUGAAAAUUUUUCAGACAAUGGAGAGGAGACCAGUGAUGGGGUAAUGAUUACCAAUAUUGAAAGGUUCUCUACAGGUGAUAGUAUGCCCCCUGCUGGCAAUAGAUGUUUAAUACAGACUAAGUUGGAUGUGGUCCCAGGAUCCAAACAGGGCCAUAUUUUUUCAUACCAGUUGUUUUUGAAGAAGUCGACUGAUGUUCCUUUGCCUUUUCUCACUUUUUCUGGAAAGAAAAGUUUUUUCAGUACAAACCAAUUGCGUUUUAAUUUUUAGAUGUUUUUCGUGGAAGGAAAUUUUCUUUAAAUGGUUUAAAAGGUUGUUUUGUGUAAACAACAUAAUAUUUAUACAAUUAAAUUAAAGUACAUAUUUAACUUUU
Messenger RNA from Pseudophryne corroboree (corroboree frog), 1405 nucleotides. RefSeq lists its product as uncharacterized. The coding region runs from base 424 to 1302 and encodes 292 amino acids. Lineage: Eukaryota; Metazoa; Chordata; Amphibia; Anura; Myobatrachidae. The record is from RefSeq and is a predicted model, not a curated record. The transcript is spliced from 6 exons.